AAGGCACCAUUGCGGAAAGAAAACAACCACUGUUCUGCGAUUGUUUUCCCUCAGCAUCGUCGACAGUUAAGCGAAUCUGGCAGAUUAAUCGAUUUAAUGAGAACACCAAUUUGACAAGACUUCAGAGAUUAUGAGCGUGGCGCUGCACUGUCAGGUUGGCCUUGACUUCUUCGAGUUUCUGAGAGAGACGCGGCGGACGUCCACCAAAGAGCGGAAUGAACUCAAGGCGAUCUAUAACACCGAGUUCAGGAACAGGAACGCAGGACUCAAAGAUCCCAACUUCAGUCGAGUCCUCUACGCUCUGAGAGUAUCUCAUAAAGUGUCCAUCCACCGAGGGAACGUGCGCUUCUACUCCAAGGUGAAAGCUCUAUAUCAAGAUCAGUGGCAGUCACACAGGGGCCAGCAGUCGUUACCUGUGCAGGAUGGAGGGGCCGGUCCCUGGCUGGUACAGGCCCCUGCGCUCCCAGAGAGCGGAGAGGCAGGAGUUCGAACCCGAAGAGAGCUGGCCAGUCUCCUGAUGCAGAAACUCAAGACAGCUAAGACUGAGUUCAUUUCUGAUAAAAAUGGUGUCAGUAUCACUGCCUGCCACGAGUUUAAGGAUGGGAGGAUUUCCUUGAGUGUGGAGAGCAAAAACGAGUAUCUGGUACAACUAUAUUUGGAGAAUACAGGAACGGACGCAGUGUAUUUCACAUAUUAUACUCCUCUGAACUGGAUCAGCUACUUGAGUUUGAAGGAUGUACAUAAAGUGACACGAGCCAACCCACUUUCAAUUGCACCAGGUUCCAGGUAUGAAAUCCAGGUCAUCUUUCGCACCAGCUUGGUUGGUCUCUAUCCAGCUACAUUGGCCUUUGAGUUCAAACCAGACUUGUCCACCUCCACCGCAUUCCACAUUGUGCGGUUUAUUGAAGUUGAAUGUAUCACCUCUUUGGGAAGGGAGCUGGCUCCCAUAGCCCCUUACAAACCCCACUCCAUCUGUGCUGUAACCUACCAGCCUCAAUGUCCUAUCGUGGAUGGGCAGCAGCCUGAAGGUUUGUCAGUGACGCACCUUAAAAUAGAGGUGAGGUUGGACAAGUAUGAGAUACCUGCAUAUAUGAACCAGCUCAUGACGUCUCUCAAACACUCCUCUUUCUCCGAUGCGAGAAGGGCCAUGCUGGAGAGCCCUCUCAGCAAGGAUAACUACUCAGAGAGGUUCCGUCUGCUGCUGUUUCUGGAAGAGCUUCAAAUGGCAGUGGAUAUGCAGAGAUAUAACAUUCCUAAUAAUGAGAGAGACUAUGCAACCAUGACCAGGGACACAUUCAACAAGAAACUUCUUGUUCUGGAGGUGCCUGGUGUGUCUGAGAACCGUCCGUCUGUGCUGCGAGGGGACAAGCUGCUGGUAUGCCCAAUGGAGGAAACGGGGGUGAAGUACUGUGGCUAUGUCCAUAGUGUACAGUUGGACAAGGUUAAAUUAGGCUUCAGUUCAAAGUUGUUGGACCGUUUCGUAGACGGCAUGAAGUUCAGUGUUGAAUUCACAGUGAACCGUCUGACUUCGCGUGUCCAGCAUAGAGCAGCAGAGAUGGUGUCUAAACACAGACUAGGAGAGGUUCUGUUCCCUACUGGAGCCUCCUCCUUAUACCAGCAGACAGAGCUACCAUCGCUAAGCCUCUUUGACAGACAGCUGGAGAGGAACCUAGAGCAGUUUACAGCUGUGAAGCACAUUGUAGCUGGCUCAUCCAGACCUGCCCCUUACCUGGUGUUUGGACCACCUGGCACAGGUAAAACAGUGACCAUGGUGGAGGCCAUCAAGCAGAUAGAGAAGACCCAGGCCUCCUGCCACAUCUUGGCAUGUGCUCCCUCCAACAGUGCUGCUGACUUGCUUUGUAAAAAGAUCAUAGUCCACAUGGAUAAGCGCAAGGUGUUUCGCAUGUACGCCACCAGCCGGGACCCACAAUGUGUUCCUGAGGAGCUUAAGGCUUGCUCUAACCUGGUAGGGGACACUUAUACAUUUCCCUGUAAAGAGGAUCUGAUGGAGUUUAAGAUCAUCGUCACCACCCUAUUAACUGCUGGAAGGCUGGUUACAGGAGGGAUUCCACCAGGCCAUUUUACUCAUGUAUUUGUGGAUGAAGCUGGGCAUGCUGUAGAAACUGAAUGCAUUGUCCCUUUGGCAGGGCUACUCCAGGCAGAGUCUGGCCAGGUUGUGCUUGCUGGGGACCCCAAGCAGCUUGGACCCAUUCUCAGAUCCCCCCUGGCACUGAAAUUUGGCAUGGGUGUGUCUUUGUUGGAGCGUCUGAUGAGGGAUUUCCCUCUGUACCAGAAGACUGAGGGUUCAUUCAACAACCACUUUGUUACCAAACUGCUUCGUAACUACAGAUCCCAUCCUGCCAUUCUGAAAAUCCCUAAUGAACGUUUCUAUGAUGGAGAGCUCCAGGUGUGUGCUGAUGAAAUUAUCCGCAACUCCUACUGCAGAUGGGAACACCUGCCUACAAAGGACUUCCCAGUGAUCUUCCAUGGGGUGGUGGGUCGUGAUGAGCGUGAGGCCAACAGUCCCUCAUAUUUCAAUGUUGCAGAGGUGGAAGUGCUGAUGGACUAUGUGAAGAAGCUGCUGGAGACACAGGGCAAGAAGAGCCUGGCUACCAUCUCACCCAAAGAUAUAGGCAUCAUCGCCCCCUACAGGAAGCAGGUGCAGAAAAUCCGUAAGGCCCUUGAAAAAGUGGAGAAAGAUCUCAAAGUGAUGAACAUGCAAUACCUAAAGGUGGGAUCAGUUGAGGAGUUCCAGGGUCAGGAGAGGAAGGUGAUGCUGGUGUCAACAGUUCGCAGCAGCGUUAAGUAUAUGGAGAUAGACCAAAAGUUUUGCCUCGGCUUCGUCAAGAAUGAGAAGCGAUUCAACGUGGCUAUCACUCGUGCCAAAGCACUGCUGAUUGUGGUGGGGAACCACAGGGUUCUGGAAUCAGAUCCUAUCUGGAAUGAGUUCAUCCAAUAUUGCAGAGGACAAAGAGGCUAUGAUGGUUUCUACCAUGAAGAGGAGGAAGAAGAGGUGGUAGCGAGACUUGCUGCCCUAUACAUCCACAUUGAUCCUCAAGCGGUGAUUGAAACUGCAGAGAGUGAGGUUCAGCAACAGCUGGAGCCAGAGUGGAGGAAUGAUAUGUGAGAAGGUGGACCUCAAACACCCAUCCUCCGUUCUUACAAAGAGAUUUUGAGGGGGACCCCCAUAGGCGAAUGGUUUGAGUGCAUACCACAUGACCCCAUGGUUGCAACCGUCGCCAGUUCAAAUCCAGCUGGUGACCUUUGUUGGAUGUCAUACCCCUCUCUGUCCCAUUCCUGUCUGCCUUCACUAUUGCUGUCUCAAAAAACAAAAAAAUAAUAAUAAAAAAAAAAAGAUUUUGAAUUUUAGUUGCCAUAACAUUUAGGUUUUAAAUUGGUUUCUCCAUUGGGUGCAAUUCAUGUCUGGUGAACCUACUUAAACCAAAUAUGUUAAGUGUCCUGUUGAGAUGCAUCACGUAUUGAAACAUGGAUAUGUUCAGCAGUCAACUAUUUUUCUUCUGCCACUUUAAUAACAGUAAUAAUUAGCUUUCUACAACCAAAAACACAAAUAAACGUUCAUAUGAUGUUUCUUAUAAGCUAAUGAAAUCAUGUCACUGUUAAUGACGAGACAUAGAGAUUGAUAUAAAUUCGUAAAAUUGUCAUAAUUGGUUUUUAAAUGAUUGAUAUAGACCCCAGUGUUGUGGUGCUCAAUAGCGUAUCCCUCUCGCCUGUUUUGUAAUCUGUUUAGCGGUUGGUGUGUUUGCACUGAAGAACCCUUUUUUUAGAACAAUCAUGUUGUUAUGCAUUUAAACCUGCAACACUGUCUCCAAAGAUCUUUAUGCUAAAGACUUCUCAGGUUGUUAUAUGAUGUAAUAAAAUUUGUAAUAUAUUCUGUGAAGUACUUACGUUGUAAUAAAUAAAUGAAAGCCAGGCUUCUGGUGGAAACGA
Lampris incognitus (smalleye Pacific opah) is the source of this 3948-nucleotide messenger RNA. Its product is annotated as putative helicase mov-10-B.2. The transcript has 23 exons. Gene Ontology annotation, molecular function: ATP hydrolysis activity; RNA binding; 5'-3' RNA helicase activity. Bases 131 to 3127 code for a protein of 998 amino acids. The record is from RefSeq and is a predicted model, not a curated record. Lineage: Eukaryota; Metazoa; Chordata; Actinopteri; Lampriformes; Lampridae.